AUGUCUUUCCAAAUUCCUUACUUGCCCACCGAGAUCCGGCUUGGCAUCGUCGAAGCCUUACUGGAGGAUGGCUGCAGACUGGCACCGCUCGCUACCGUGUCGCGAGACUGGCAGGAGGUGGUAGAACCGUAUACCUUCUCCCACAUCAAGCUUACGACAGAGCGAGCUGGCCAGUUCGCAUCGAUGACCCGCCGCAACCGGGCCCAUAUCCGCUACAUAUGGGUCAGCCUAGAAAUUCGGGAUUACGACUGCAUCCCUUGCCUAAAAGACAGAGGGUGGGGAGUGCGCCAGGCAAUGAACGAAGCGAAUAGAGUCCUCGUUGCGUCGGCGUUGCGCGAUCUGUUUGCGGCUCUCAGCGAGUGGGAGCCGACCGGCAGCCUGGUGCUCGACUUUGGGGUCGAUUCGCCCUGCGACCCAAAGGAGUGGUUCAAAUACCGUGCUUCAGGGCUCGAUGAAUCCGACGACGAAGAUGAUGAGGGUCGAUGCCCCGAAGAGGGCUGGACACCGCAAUUUUAUGGACCGCAUCCCCGGAUCCCCUACAGGCUUAACGUCUUUGAGCAUAUAAUGCAAGGGAGCUUUUUCGGAAGGGAUCCCCUCAAGGAACAGAUAUGUUGGCAUCUACUGCCUCAAGCCCCCGCAGUUACGGGCGUGCUUCUCCGAGAGCAAGGCAGCAUCCAGUGCCGACCGACGGCGCUGAGGUGCCUGCUUUCACGUUUCCCCAGGCUCGAGGAGAUCUACUGCGAGCCCCGGACUCUGUGGUACAGCAAAACACCGGCGCGUGGUCCAGGAGGAAGCAUAUCGUGUUUUGAAGCGCUCGCUUCCAGCGGAGUGCGGAGACUUGUGCUCAUGGAGAACGAUGAGGACUCGGAUGACUCCUCGAGUGAUUCCGACAGCGAUGACGACAACGACGCCUACGGGCUCGUUCUUAUCCCGGGGCGUGAGAUCGGCCGACAGGUUGCCAGCGCCAGCCUCAACCUCGAGCAUCUCUCCAUCGCCUUCAACGCCGACGCUCGCGCCUUCUUCCGCGCCUGCCAGCCCGACUGGACGUGGCCCAACCUGACGUCCCUCGCGCUGACCUCGUACUCGCUCGCGCGCGGCCAGCAGGGCUGGAACAACGGCCUGCUGCGCGCCGCGGCGGCGACGGCGAUGAGAAUGCCGAGGCUCGAGACAAUGGAGAUAUGGAACCCGGGGCUGGGGCGGCCCAUGCUCUUCAGGUACGAGGCAAAGGGGGACGGGCGGAGGCCUGUGAUACGCUGGAGGGGGAAAUGGACCCUGGAGCUGGAUCCCGCGACGGUCCGCGCUUGGGAAGCCGUCGCGCUGGAGCAUCGUGGCCGCGCGUGUGUCGUUGUGGGAGAGUUGCUGGACGAGGGCACGGUGAUCAAGUGUCUGGCGGAGUCCAUCGGCCACUUGAAGCUUUCGAGCGAGGUCGUUCGGAGCGGUAUGAUCGCGCAACUGAGUAUCACCGCCUUGGCCAUCCUGAGCCGCGCCGCCUCUGCCGCGCCCAUGAGCGAGGCCGACCAGGACGUCUCGGCGCGAAGCCCAUCCACGUUAAACUCGCUCGAGGCCCGCCUCCUCACGUGGAAGACACAUUGCGCCCAAGCGGAUGCGCCGUCCUACUGCGUGCAUGCGCCGGCCGAGUGCGACAACAUCGGGACAUACCACGCGAGCGGGCGCUCAGACGAAUGCAAACACGAUUGGCAGUGCGGAAACUGA
Molecule: messenger RNA, 1713 nt
Organism: Purpureocillium lilacinum
Lineage: Eukaryota; Fungi; Ascomycota; Sordariomycetes; Hypocreales; Ophiocordycipitaceae
Source: RefSeq, a predicted model, not a curated record